Messenger RNA from Enterobius vermicularis (human pinworm), 3363 nucleotides. Lineage: Eukaryota; Metazoa; Nematoda; Chromadorea; Rhabditida; Oxyuridae. The record is from the annotation of a GenBank genome assembly.
AUGGUUCGUUGGUUAAGGAAGGUUCCUCUUGCGAGAAACCGUAGCGCAUGUUAUGAAAGAUGUGGAACCAGGGAGAGCGGGGGCGGUACAACAACAACGGCUAGUUAUGCCGAACAGAGAGUACACUGUAUUGGGAGAUGUGGCAUAAGUGAACACGUCGGUUGUCUAUGCAGUGAUACAUCGUACUAUCUUUUGGAAAAGUCGCAUUUACGAUUGAGUUUCUUUUGUUACAUUAGUAUUGCAAACAUUAUUCAUGGCGUUGUUAUCGCGACAGUAGAGAGCUUGUUUGUUGGUAUUCGCAGGCCAGUGUUUAAAUGUAGCCGUUUUGGAGAUGCACGAACGGUAUCUUGGUGGCAGGUUGGCUGCCCGGUUGAAGCUGUUUCAAUUGGAUGUUUGUUAGAUAUGGCAGUAUCGAUCAAAAUAUUAAACAUAAUAGGGUCGAACAGUCACUGGGAGCAGCAGGUGGAAUUUGGGCAUAAAAUGUUAAUUUCUGUGCACGUGUGUUUUAGAGUUAAGACAGUCGAAACGAACUGUGUUAUGGAUGUAGAUCCGCCUUCCCACCAAGUCUCGAAGAGGGACGAAUCAUAUUCUUUACCAGAUAAACCGGUUGCUGGUCGGCGAUUGAAACAAGCGAAAUCUCUUCCAAUUGUUGUGAACGGAUAUAUUCUGGACGUUUCCAAUGCUGUUGAUUUGGUUUACAAGUACGAAGUGAAAUUUUUAGGAAUAAAGAAAGAUGGGAAAGAAAAAGACUUGAGUCGUGGGCCAAAGAAUGACGUUGCAAUCGCUUUGCGUCGUUGUGCUUUGUGGAGGAUAUAUCAAACGUUCUUGCAUGAGUACAGGGACUUUUUUGGUACAGACAGGUUCCGGUGCUUUUACGACUGUGGCAUUAACUUCUAUUCCAUCGACAAACUUUGCACGAACGAAGAAGGCGAGAAAAAUUUCAAACUAGAAAUGGAGUUUUUUUCACAAGAAGUCAGAGACUUUCUGCCGAAAAUCACCGGAGUAGUCUGUAAGCUUCUGGCUGUUCAAGAAGUAUUUUUGCAUGAUAUAUCAGCUGUGUCGCUUAGGCUUAGUGACCGUGAAAGGUCUACUACUCAGUUUUUGGAGAUAGCUACUAACCAGAUGUUACUUGACAGGCAAAGUCAUUGGAUUUUUGGGAACAAAAGUUACGUUCCACCAACAGCGCAAAGUAUAGACAGACGUUCAAGACUUGGGGGCGGGAAGUUCCUUGUACCUGGAAUGGAAAAGAAUGUCCGAUUCGUCAGUGACAGGGCUGAGGAGAUAUCUCUUAUGGCCCAGAUAAACGGUACUACAAAAAAGUCACCUUUCUUUGACAAUCAAAACCUCGUUGAUUUGGUCGCAGAGGUCAUUAAUAGAGGAUCACUUAUUGAUAUCAUUAAGGACCCACAUCUCGCAGUCAGGGUUCAGCGUCAGCUGAAAGAUCUUGUGGUCCAGACCACUCAUGAUGCUGAGCACCCGAGGCAUUUCGCUAUUUUUGGAAUCACGAAACAGAGCGCUGAAGAGAUAAGUUUUGAACUUCAAGGCCAGCAAGUAUCCAUCGCCCAGUAUUUUUUGAAAAGAUACUGUUAUCGUUUACGGUAUCCGGAGUUGCCAUGUGUGGUCGAGAGACGGUAUUCAGAGGCCAAAAAGACGAUUCAAAAUAAUUUUUACCCGAUGGAGGUUUUGCAUGUGUGCCCUGGCCAACGUGUUUGUAACAAAAAGCAGACGCCUGAUAUGGUAGAAAAGAUGAUAAAUGCUUGUCGUCUGCUGCCACAGGAGCUCUUGGUUGAAAAUGAGAAACAGAAGAAAAGUGCCUACUUAAACUCCAGCAACAGUUAUUUGGAGAUACUUGGAAUCAAGGUUUCCAAUUCCCCAUUAGACGCGGAAGCUACGGUUCUUUUUCCUCCGGCCAUUGCCUAUAGGGAUGGAAAGAUCGAGCCGAAGCCGUCCGGAGAUUUGGAUUGGAGGUUGUCGGUACCUCGUGGAGGACGACCUCAGGUCUUCUUGCGUCCGGCAAAUUCCCCAAGACGUUGGGUCGUUAUUCUUUUUCAAGACGCACUUACGGAAGCGAAAUUUGACAGGUUCGUAAUAGCAUUUGUGACGCGUGCGAAGGACCACGGCAUCAAUUUAAAUGACCCGUCGCGCAAUAUUAAGAUGGACCGUAAAGACGGGCAAGCAGUGGAUGAGUUAAUGCAAAAAUUAAGGAAGAAUUGUGUGGAGUUUGUUCUGUUUAUUACGACUGAAAAACGCGACCCAGUUCAUGAUAGUAUGAAGCUGGCAGAGGCAAAGUAUAACGUUGUUACGCAGCACAUUUGUUCACAGACUGCUGAGAAAGCAAUUUCAAAUAGAGGCGCAGAGAUGACGCUGGACAACCUGGUUAUGAAAUUUAAUUUGAAGACUGGAGGUGUUAAUCAUGGAUUAAGACCUUCACUGGAGUUUAUAAGACAGAAUAGAAUUGACAGCGGGAUGGCUGAGCGUGUCUGGCUGUCUCCGUCUAGAAUGUUCGUCGGGUUGGAAAUGUCACAUCCUGCAGCGCAGUCGCUUUAUGAACGGAUGUCUGGCCAACCACCCAGUGAACCUACAUGUGUUGGUAUGGCGUACAGUCUGGGUGAAAUUGUUAAAAUGAAAGGGGAUUAUUGGAUGCAGCCACCGCGGAAAGCUAUCGCCGAGGAUCUUGAGCAACAUAUGGUAAAGGCGUUAAACAGCUUUAAAGUGGAAAGUGGAACAAAGUCAUAUCCGGAACGAGUUGUGGUUUACCGGGGUGGGGUUUCGGAAGGAGAGUACUUGAAAGUAAUAAAAGAUGAAGCGGAUUCCAUUAGAAGGGCUUUUGAGAAGGUGUUGAACAACAGUGAACAUUUAAAGAUCAAAUUGACUAUCAUUGUUGUUCAAGCAAACUCGAAUUAUCGCUUAUUUCAAAAAUCGUCUGCGGAGGGAGCUGUUAAAGGAAGUACCGCGUUUGGCGGACAUGGGGAAAGCGGAGGUUUUAGGAGAGGUGGACCAGGAGUGCGUGGAGGUUUUAGUGGAUUAAACAAUGCAGCUGCUCAAAAUCUUCCACCCGGUACUUGCGUUGAUCAGUCAGGAGUUCAUCCGACACAUACGGAGUUCUUACUUAUUCCCCACAAAUCUGUGAUGUGUUAUGCGCACGGGAUAGUUACAGCCCCGGUUUCUAGACCGGCUGUACUUUAUGCUGCUGGUGAAUUGGCCAAAAGAGGGCGCAACAACUGGACAACUGCCAAUUAUGGUGAUGAGGGCUCGGUUGCUAGUGGAGAAGGCGGAGUUUUCCGGAAUGAUGGGUCCGAAGAUUUCUUUAGAAAUAUUAGCGCACAGCUGGCAACGAAGUGCAGGCACAAGUUUUGGGCUUAA